Messenger RNA from Peromyscus eremicus (cactus mouse), 1521 nucleotides. It is a transcript of the gene Klhdc8a, whose product is annotated as kelch domain containing 8A. NCBI's taxonomy places the organism in Eukaryota, Metazoa, Chordata, Mammalia, Rodentia, Cricetidae. The record is from RefSeq and is a predicted model, not a curated record. Gene Ontology annotation, molecular function: protein binding. The coding region runs from base 2 to 1054 and encodes 350 amino acids. The transcript is spliced from 5 exons.
CAUGGAGGUGCCCAAUGUCAAGGACUUUCAGUGGAAGCGCCUUGCUCCACUGCCUAGCCGCCGGGUCUACUGCUCACUGCUGGAGACCGGAGGGCAGGUCUAUGCCAUCGGGGGAUGUGAUGACAAUGGCGUCCCGAUGGACUGCUUCGAGGUCUACUCCCCCGAGGCCGACCAAUGGACCUCCCUGCCCUCCCUGCCCACAGCCAGGGCCGGGGUAGCGGUUACUGCCCUAGGAAAGCGGAUUAUGGUGAUCGGGGGUGUGGGCACCAAUCAACUGCCUCUGAAGGUCGUGGAAAUGUACAAUAUCGAUGAGGGCAAGUGGAAGAAGAGGAGCGUGCUGCGUGAGGCUGCCAUGGGCAUUUCUGUUACAGCCAAAGAUUAUCGAGUGUAUGCUGCAGGUGGGAUGGGCCUGGACCUUCGUCCACACAACUACUUGCAACACUACGACAUGCUAAAGGACAUGUGGGUGUCGCUAGCACCCAUGCCCACUCCAAGAUAUGCUGCCACCUCCUUCCUCCGGGGCUCCAAGAUCUAUGUGCUGGGGGGACGACAGUCUAAGUAUGCGGUCAAUGCCUUCGAGGUCUUUGACAUAGAAUCUCGGUCCUGGACCAAGUUCCCCAACAUUCCCUGUAAGCGGGCUUUCUCCAGCUUUGUGACCCUGGACAACCACCUGUACAGCCUGGGAGGCCUGCGACAGGGUCGUCUCUAUCGGCAGCCCAAGUUCCUCCGGACAAUGGAUGUGUUCGACAUGGAACAGGGGGGAUGGCUGAAGAUGGAGCGCUCAUUCUUCCUCAAGAAGCGCCGGGCAGACUUCGUGGCUGGUGGCCUGAGUGGACGGGUCAUAGUGGCUGGGGGACUCGGAAACCAGCCCACGGUCCUGGAGACAGCAGAAGCGUUCCACCCAGAGAAGAACAAGUGGGAGGCCCUCCCUGCCAUGCCCACCCCCCGCUGUGCCUGCUCCAGCAUUGUCUUCAAGAACUGUCUCCUGGCUGUGGGGGGUGUCAGCCAGGGUCUGAGUGACGCGGUGGAGGCGCUGUACGUCUCUGACUCCUAGCUGGCCUGAGCUUGGCUGGACAGCGUCACUCCACCCCUGACCCGAGGGAUAGUCUCAUCAAAGCAGUUUGGACUACAUCCUCGGUCUCCAACUCCUGUUAAGAGCCAGUGGGGCCAAGCCCUAGGGCUCUCAGUGACCUCCCUCUGUCCCCUAACCUACCAGUCCCAGAAAGCUGAAGAAAGUGCAGUUGACUCCACCAGUAAGUUAGAGCUGGGCUGUGGUCUGGGGAGAAUCCCCACUCAGUGUUCAGACACAGAAAGGCACGGGAAAGUUCCCUUCUCUCACCUACCUCCCGGGGUAGGGGGCAGUUGCCACCCGGAGGGGGAAACCUUGUUGUCCUUCCCCGUCUCUGAGCUAGUCUGAGUGUCAUGAUAAACUCAUGAAGAAUGGGGCUUCCCAAGCCCCUUCCCCAUACAGAAGUCAGCUGCGGGCCUGCCCCAAACCCACCUACUUAUCAGGCCCUGGAC